AUGUACAUUUAUAUCUCCGCGGCGCUAUUCCUCUCUACGUCGGUGGUCCAAUGUGUCAGCAUCGUGUGGCGGAAUGGGACCUUCCGCCACGGUCCCGCCCGAGCCUUCGUCACUUAUGCUGAGGGCUCGGUUAAGAUCAGCAUUAGGCUUUCUCGGCCGCUGACGAUCCAAGCCGGACAAUAUAUCAACCUGUGGAUGCCUUCCGCGAGUUUCUCGUCCUUCCUGCAGAGUCAUCCAUUCGUGGUGACCUCCUGGUCGCCUGAAGAGCAAAUUCAACUGGAACUAUUUAUGGAACCUCGCCGAGGGCUUACUCGGGAACUCCUAUACCAUGCGCAGGCCCGUGAAAGGGGGGCCAAGUUUAGCUCUCGCUGGGUCCUGUUCAGUGGACCUUAUGGAAUUAGUGCCCUUGUGGGCGAGUACGAAAGCAUUCUUAUGAUUGUCAUCGGUUUUGGGAUGGCCGCCCUUCUGCCAUAUCUCUCACAAAUGAUCCAUAGGUAUCAAACUCGAAAAAUUUACACACGUCGAAUCCGCGUAAUCUGGCAGGUACAGCGAAUCGGUAAGCAAGGCCGAUGCAUCCAUACAAAUAAGACAAAGCUUACGAAUGUAAAGACUGCACUCGCGAUGCAACCAUUACUGAACAGUGCCUUGAAGGGCGACAGUCUGGACAAGAUUCUCUCCAUCUCAAUCUUUUCAACCUCUUUGAAAGAGGAAGAAGUCUCUUUUGGCCGCCGUGGCAUCGUUUACCGAGGCUCGGCAGACGUAACGGGUAUCCUGCGAGACGAGAUAGCCGUGAGGAAUACAGAGAACCAGUACAGAGAUAUUGAAGCCGCCCAAAUCGAGGCUGGACACAUACGAGAGGUCACAGGGAAGCUUCAGAGGGAGAAGGGAAAGAUGCUGGUGAUGGUAUCCGGAAUAUCAGCCCAGAGAAGGGUAGGCACGACGGCCGGAUUGGUGGUCGGUGUUUAUAUGUAG
Letharia lupina is the source of this 972-nucleotide messenger RNA. RefSeq lists its product as uncharacterized. Gene Ontology annotation, biological process: iron ion transport; copper ion import; intracellular iron ion homeostasis. Gene Ontology annotation, cellular component: plasma membrane. The transcript is spliced from 3 exons. Lineage: Eukaryota; Fungi; Ascomycota; Lecanoromycetes; Lecanorales; Parmeliaceae. Bases 1 to 972 code for a protein of 323 amino acids. Gene Ontology annotation, molecular function: ferric-chelate reductase activity. The record is from RefSeq and is a predicted model, not a curated record.